Molecule: messenger RNA, 2247 nt
Organism: Daucus carota subsp. sativus
Lineage: Eukaryota; Viridiplantae; Streptophyta; Magnoliopsida; Apiales; Apiaceae
Exons: 6
Coding region: 1-2247 (748 amino acids)
Molecular function (GO): nucleic acid binding; zinc ion binding
Source: RefSeq, a predicted model, not a curated record
AUGGUAGACAGAAGAAAAUUCAGAUGUUUCAACUGUGAUGAGGCUGGACACUUUGCUAGUGAAUGUAGAAGGCCUCAACAAACAAAAGACAAGGGCAAGAGGUUUCAGAAAAAGGAUUCAGGCAAAUCCAAAAAGUAUCCAGUGGAGUCAUAUAUUGCUGAAGGAAAAAUCUGGGAGGAUAUAGAUGAUGAGAAAGAGGAAUACGGAAAUCUUGCACUAAUGGAAGAAUCAACUCCUCAGGUAUCUCUAUCAUCUCCUGAUAAAAUAUGUGAUAAUGUUGACUGUAUAGCUUUUAGAGAACUUGCUCAAGUUUAUUCUGAUAAACUUUCCUAUGAUAGAACUGAUGUAGAAUGCAAUGAUACAUUAUCUGCUAAAAACUACAUUGUGCUUAGAUUAAGAUUUAGGAACUGUGGUUUACCUCUAAAAUGCUCUGAAGGUACUGUUAGUGACUUAAGGAAAGAACUAGAAAAGAUAAAAGAUGAAAAUGAUCACUUAAUUCUUACAAAUGUUGCUAUAGAAGACCUUAAGCUGAGAAAUCAGUAUUUGGAACUUAGAGAUAAGAAACACAUUAAAACUAUAGAAGGAAAGGAUGAGAAGAUAAAGGAUUUAGAAAAUAAGCUUCAAGCUUAUGCUAAUUCUGCUAAUCUUGAAAAGGAAAUCAUAUCUAGUCAAGUUGUAGGUGGAAAACUUGGAAUUGGACUAGAUUAUGAUGAACUUAGAGAAUCUAGUAAGAAACAUGUGGUGGAAAAUGAACCUAAAAAUACUAAGAAACCUUUGUUCAAGAAGGCAUCUUCAGAACCUUUCGAUGAGGAUAAUUUGUUCAUUCAUCAUGAGAUGCUUGUUGCAGAUCUUGAGAUGCUAAAAGAUAAGAAUGCUGAGAAAUCUAGUAAACAAGCAUCCCCUGAAAGUGAACAAACUACUAUAGGACUAGGCUUCAAAUCCAACACUAAAAAUAGAAAGAAUGGAAAUGGCAGAAUAGGAAAAGAUGGCUAUAGAAAGAACAAUGGAGAAUCAAAGACUGUAAGCCCUCCUAAGGUUAGGAAAGAUGCUCCUUUCACCAAGUCCAAAAGCAAGGCUAAUGGUACUUAUGAAGGUGAUAAGGAAACAGUCAAUGAUGAUGUAAAGCAUGCUGAUCUUGUCAAGAAUGUUACGAAAUCUGGCAUAAAGCAAAAGAAAGUCAUGUGGAUUCUGAACAGUGGAAGUUCAAGGCAUAUGACAAGAGAUAGAGCCCUGUUAUCAAAGGUGGUUGAGAAAGCUGGCCUAGUUGUUACCUUUGGAGAUGAGAGCAAAGGUUAUACAACGGGAUAUGGCAGUUUGGAAAUUGAAAAUGUCAUUAUUGAAGAUAUUUCUCUGGUUGAUGGUCUUAUGCAUAAUCUUCUGAGCAUCAGUCAGUUCUGUGACAAAGGAUGUGAUGUCUUUUUCAAGCAGGAUAAGUUUUUGAUCACUAAUCAUAAGAAUGAGAAGCUUGCUCUGAAUGGAGUAAGAAAAGGUGAUCUGUUUGUAGCUGAUUGGAAUUCUGCAGAAGAUGGUCAAGUAAUGUGUUUCUAUGGUAAGGCAUCUGUAAAUGACAGUUGGUUGUGGCAUAAGAAGCUCUCCCACUUAAACUUUAAAACUAUGAAUUCUCCAGUUAAAAGAGAGUUGGUGAGAGUAUUACCUAAAAUGGAAUUUAGUCCUGAAGGACUAUGUGAAGCAUGUGAAAAAGGAAAAUCAAGGAAAGCAUCACACAAGAAGAAGACAAUAUAUGAUAUAGCUAAGCCAUUACAACUUCUACAUAUGGACUUGUUUGGACUAGAUGAAGCCCCUAACAUGAUUAUUGAUCAUAUCAAGAAGAUUGAGUUAGAAACUGGAGUGCCUGACAAUGAGAAAGUUGGUAAGUUUGAUGCCAAAGCUGAAGAAUGUAUUUUUCUGCGUUACUCAUUAGAGUCCAAGGCUUACAGGGUGUUUAUGAUUGAUGAUCAGAAGGUAGUGGAAAGCCUUAAUGUAACAUUUGAUAACACCAAAUCCUCAAGUAUUCAGAAAGAAGAUGAUGAUGAAACUAUGAAUGUUGAAGAUCUUUUUGAUAAUGAGAGAGAACCUGAAGUUGUGCCUCUUGAUAAUGAUAAUGGAGAUGAUUCACAGGAUAAUCACAAUGGUGAUUCAAACUCAGAUGGAAAUGGGGGAGACAUUCAAGAUGUUAGUGGUCCCAGAAAUGUGAUCAGUGAGACAACAUCUGGAACUAAUUCUCAAUCAUUUGAUUCUACAAAUUAA